Messenger RNA from Aspergillus lentulus, 1548 nucleotides. RefSeq names its product cytochrome P450. Lineage: Eukaryota; Fungi; Ascomycota; Eurotiomycetes; Eurotiales; Aspergillaceae. The record is from RefSeq and is a predicted model, not a curated record. Gene Ontology annotation, molecular function: iron ion binding; oxidoreductase activity, acting on paired donors, with incorporation or reduction of molecular oxygen, reduced flavin or flavoprotein as one donor, and incorporation of one atom of oxygen; heme binding.
AUGCUGGCCCCUGCUGUCGCACUAUUGACCGCAGUAUACACCACCUUCUUGGUCCUCCGUUACUUCCAGCAACUCUACAAGCAUCGCAAACAGGCUCGAUCCCUGCGCUGUCAGCCCCCCGCCAAAGGCGAAGCCGGCAUCUUCGGCAUCUCUUCUUUUCUACGACUGAGAAAAGCCGUCAAGGAGAAGAGAUGGAUUGAGCUCAUCGCCGAGCAGUAUGGAAAGUACGGUAACACAUUUGCGCAGACGAUCUUUGGACAACCGCUGGUAGCUACGAUUGAGCCGGAGAAUCUCAAGGCUGUGCUCGCGACCCAGUUCAAUGAUUUCGAGCUUGGCACGAGACACCAGGAAUUUUACCCGUUACUCGGAGACGGGAUCUUCACGCUGGAUGGAGCGGGUUGGUCGCAUGCGCGUGCGCUAUUACGACCCCAGUUUACGAGGGACCAGGUGGCCGAUUUGGACUUGAUGGACGGCCACAUCUCCAGACUGAUUGACCUAGUCCCGAAAGACGGCUCCCCAUUCGAUAUCCAGCGGUUGUUCUUCCUCCUCACAAUCGAUUCGGCGACUCAUUUCCUCUUUGGCGAAUCGGUGGGCUCUCUACACGCUGGCACAGACACCGGCCUUCUGGGUAGAUCAGCCGUCGGCAACGCGGAGGGCUUCGCAGAGGCGUUCAACACGGCUCAGGAGUACCUCGCCGCGAGGUCCCGAGCGGUCAUCUUCUACUGGAUGAUCAACCCCAAGGAGUUCCGCGAUGCCAACAAGCGCGUCCAUGAGGUGGUCGACCACUAUGUCCAGCUCGCUCUCGAGUCACGGCGGAAUUCGGAGAAGAAGCAGCCUGGAGGCCGGUAUAUCUUUGCUGAGGCCCUGGCGGCCGAAAACGACAAUCCGAAGGUGCUGAGGGACAACAUGCUCAACAUCCUGUUAGCGGGGCGCGAUACAACCGCCAGCCUGCUGAGCUCGACCUUCUUCUAUCUGGCUCGCCAUCCGAACGUGUGGACCAAACUCCGUCGGGCCAUUCUGGAUGCGUUCGGCGACGCCGAGCACCCCAAGGAGGAGAUCACGCAGACAAAGCUGAAGGAUAUUCCGUACUUGCGAUAUGUGCUGAACGAAGUCCUGCGGCUCCUGCCACCCGUCCCUGCCAACUUCCGCGUCGCCAACAAGGACACAACCUUACCUGUUGGCGGUGGACCCGAUCAAAAGUCCCCCGUCUACGUCCGCAAGGGCACAGUAGUCACCUACAGUGUAUACGCCAUGCACCGCCGGACAGACUUCUAUGGUCCGGACGCUAACGAGUUCCGACCCGAACGCUGGGAAGAAAACGGCAGACGAGGAUGGGAGUAUCUUCCCUUCAACGGCGGCCCGAGGAUCUGUCUUGGCCAACAAUACGCACUCACCGAGGCAAGCUUUACGAUUGUCAAAUUGCUCCAGCGCUUUGAUCGGAUUGAGAACGCAGAUCCAGAUCUGAUUGAACCAGUCCAGCAGACGAAUCUCACUCUGGCGCAUGAUAGGGGCGUAUAUAUUCGACUGUACUCGUCGAAGGCACUUUAA